AUGGUACCGAAACCAUCCGGAGGGCUCCUCUCCGGAGCUCGUAAGUCCGGCAUCUCCCUCGCCUUGAAUGGCGCCUCAGGCCAACCAGGCGGUGUUUCUCUCCACGACCGUCUCUCUGCAAGAUCAAGAGUCACAAAUCUCGGCAUCCUUCUACUUCUUGGCUUUGCCGGCUUUUCCGCGCUCCUCAAUCUCCGAUACAUGCUCUUCUCUCGCGCCAGGGACUCUCCACCACUAGGUCUCUCCUCUUGGCAAUCCUUCCACGGUUAUACCCCCGACCAGCUCAGUGCCUCUGUACCACCACCUCGCAACGGUACCGACCAUCUCAACCACCUCGUGAUCGUCACAGGCCACGCCAUCUGGGCUGGUUGCGACGUCAACGGCAAGGACAACGACGCAAAUUGGAUCCUCGAAGACUAUCAGAAAGGUGGAAGCGUAAAGUCUUUCUAUAAGCACAUCGAAAAGGGUGUCCAGGUUACAAAUGAAGAUCCUAGUGCGCUUCUGGUUUUCUCGGGUGGUCAGACUAGACCUAAUUCGCUUCAGACGGAGGCUGAGUCGUAUUUCUCUCUUGCUAUUGCUGCUAAUCUCGAAUUGCCGAUGAUUGCGGGAAGUCUCAGCAACUCAACAUCUUCCUCAUCUUCCUCAUCGUCCUCGAUAGGAGGUCUCGCACAUGCCAACGCAGCUGUAGCCACCCGUCACGGACUGCAAGAUGCCCGAAUGACAACCGAAAACUUCGCACUGGACAGCUUCGAAAACCUCCUCUUCUCCAUUGCCCGUUUCCGCGAAUACACUGGCCACUAUCCCGGACGGAUCACUGUUGUCGGUUACGGUUUCAAAAAGGCCCGCUUCGAAGAACUCCACGCAAAAGCAGUCCGAUGGAACACGCAAGGAUUUCUCAAAAACGGCGAACGAACCUUCCAGUACGUCGGCAUCGACGAUGAGCUAUCCGAUGCCGAAGCGAGUGUCCAGUACAGGGGGGAGAAAGUGAAAGCGUAUGUGCUGUACGAUAAGGAUAUGUACGGUUGUCAUGGUAGAUUGAAGGAGAAGAGGAUUGAAAGGAAUCCGACGAGAAGGUUUCAUCCAUAUAUGAGUUCGGCUCCGGAAAUUGCGGAUCUGCUGAAUUGGUGUCCUGCCCCGAAUUCGGGAUUGCAAGGGCUGUAUCCGGAAAACUUGCCUUGGGAUGCAAGGGUGAUUGGGACCGGGUGGGGGAGGGGGGCACUGGCGGUGAAGAAGAAUAACAAGGGGAGGAUUAUUCCUGAUACUAGGUGGUUGCAGAUUGGGAGGGAGCACUAA
Molecule: messenger RNA, 1290 nt
Organism: Ustilago hordei
Lineage: Eukaryota; Fungi; Basidiomycota; Ustilaginomycetes; Ustilaginales; Ustilaginaceae
Exons: 1
Coding region: 1-1290 (429 amino acids)
Cellular component (GO): cytoplasm
Source: RefSeq, a predicted model, not a curated record